AUGGAGAUAGAAUUGGAGCCAAGAGUGAAGCCACUGAGCUACAAAGUGAAGGGAAUGUCGAGAGAAUCUCCGUCUCAAAAAGCCUCUCACGUCCUUGACACAGACCUCCGCUCCCACUGGUCGACCGGCACCAACACCAAAGAGUGGAUCCUCCUUGAACUCGAUGAACCUUGCUUGCUGUCACACAUACGGAUAUAUAAUAAGUCAGUACUUGAGUGGGAAAUCUCAGUUGGUUUGCGAUAUAAGCCAGAGACAUUUGUAAAAGUUCGCCCACGCUGUGAAGCACCUCGUCGUGAUAUGAUAUACCCUAUGAACUACACUCCAUGCCGCUAUGUGCGAAUAUCUUGUUUACGGGGAAAUCCCAUAGCCAUUUUUUUCGUUCAGCUGAUUGGGGUUUCAGUGACUGGUCUUGAACCGGAGUUUCAACCAGUCGUUAAUCACUUGAUGCCUCGCAUCAUGUCUCACAAGCAAGAUGUUGAUGAUAUGCAUCUUCAGUUGCUUCAAGAUAUGACAAACAGGCUGCUAGUAUUCCUUCCACAAAUUGAGGCGGACCUAACCAGCUUCUCUGAUUCUGCUGAGCAGAACUUGCGUUUUCUUGCUAUGCUUGUGGGUCCAUUGUACCCAAUACUCCACAUUGUGAAUGACAGAGAAACUGCAAGGUCUGCAGGCAGUUUAUCUGACUCUGAAGUCCCUAAGAACAGUCAGCCUUCAUCUUCCUUAACUGUUUCUUCUAAUUUUGAGCCUAGAAGAUCACGAUGCAUGUCUCCAUUUAUCUUAUCAACUUCUAGUUCCAUGGUGUUCCGUCCAGAUGCGAUAUUUGUGUUGCUGAGAAAGGCGUAUAAAGAAUCUGAUUUGGGAGCUGUUUGCAGAAUGGCUUCUAGAAUCCUAUACAAGCUUAUAGAGCCUAUAACAGUGAAAGAAACAUCAACUGCUGCCAAUGAAGUAACAUCUGCUUCAGAUGAGACUUCAAAAUCUGAAUUAUCAAAUCCUGCUCCUCUAGUUGAUUACUCAAGCUUGCUUGGAGAAGAAUUUAUGAUCCCUGAUGAUCAUUGGGACUCUAGCAUUCUAAAUGUCUUGGAUAUAGGGGCAGUGGAAGAAGGCAUUUUACAUGUUCUUUAUGCUUGUGCGUCUCAGCCUUUGCUUUGCCGCAAAUUGGCGGAGAGCACUUCUGAGUUUUGGUCUGCUUUACCACUUGUACAAGCAUUGCUGCCAGCACUGCGUCCUUCUGUGAGCAGCAUUGGCGAACAUUUUGAUGAUACUUUUUCUCAAUGGAAGCAGCCUUUCGUCCAACAAGCUCUAUCUCAAAUUGUGGCUAUGUCUUGUUCGGCAGUGUACCGUCCUCUUCUUCUUGCCUGUGCUGGCUAUUUAUCAUCCUAUUCACCAUCACAUGCUAAAGCUGCAUGUGUUCUCAUUGAUCUUUGUUCAAGCGUGCUAGCACCUUGGAUGGCUCAGGUCAUUGCAAAGGUUGAUCUAACAGUGGAGCUUCUGGAGGACCUUCUUGGCACAAUUCAGGGCGCUCGCCAUUCCCCCGCUCGUGCACGUGCUGCUCUCAAAUAUAUCAUGCUGGCUUUGUCUGGUCACAUGGAUGAUAUAUUAGGGAAGUAUAAGGAAGUUAAGCACAAAAUUCUUUUUCUCCUGGAGAUGCUAGAGCCUUUUCUUGAUCAUGCCAUCUAUGCAUUGCGAAGCACCAUAGCCUUUGGGGACGUUUCUUUCACUUUUAUGGAAAAGCGGGAACAAACUUGUGUAAUUGCUCUCAAUGUCAUCCGUACGGCUGUCCAAAAGCCAGCUGUUCUUUCUUCCUUAGAAUCUGAAUGGAGGCGUGGAUCAGUUGCUCCAAGUGUUCUUCUCUCAAUAUUGGAGCCUCACAUGCAGUUGCCUCCUGAAAUUGACCUCUGCAAGUCUCCUACUUCUAAAAAUUUUGAGCUUGAAGCUUCAACUGCUCCAUGCCAUUCUCCUGUCCUUCGCCAUUCUGGAGCUUCCUCAAAGUCAAAUAACCAAGAUGAUGCAGAUGGGAAGGUGGAAUCUCCUGAUAAUGGUGCAAAGAUGGAUAUAUUUGAAGAUGUUAGUCUUCUUUUUGCACCUACGGAGCUACGAAAUAUAGUACUGGCAAAUGUUUCCAGUAGUCCCAGUGAACAUAUCUUGGAUUCUAACCAUGCCAACUCUGAAUUAAAACAUGCAAUUGAGAAAAAAAUUGCUCAUCUGUUUCCAAAUGGCUUAGUAUUAGAUGCUGGCUUCACUGCUGAAUACUUCAACUUGCAAGCAGACUAUUUUCAACUCAUAAACUAUCGUGACUGUGAACUUAGGGCUUCUGAAUUUCGACGCCUGGCUUUAGACUUGCACUCACAGAAUGAGAUAGCUGUUGAAGGCCAUGAUGCUUCUAUAGAUGCUUUGCUCUUGGCAGCAGAGUGCUAUGUGAAUCCAUUUUUCAUGGUGUCUUUCAGAUCCAAUCCUAAAUUAGAAAGCCCAAUGGAUAAGAUUAGUGAGAUUAGCAAUACAAAACUUUGUGAAGCUGCAAAAUUGGGGAGUGCUUCUAGAAAGAAUAGUGUUGACUUGGAAACAAUAGCUCUUCUUGAAAAGGAAAGGGACAAAAUUGUUCUUCAGCUAUUGCUUGAGGCUGCUGAGUUAGACAGGAAGUUUCUGAAAAGCACAUCAGAUGAGGAAUAUGUUCCGUACAUCCCUGAAGAAAUUGAUGGGCAAGUCAUAAAGUUGUCUUCCCUUGAUGUAAAAUCUGCAGAUGCUAUCACUUUGGCUCGGCAAAAUCAAGCUCUGCUAUGCAGUUUUCUGAUUCGACGAUUGAAAAAAGAGCAACAUUCAAUGCAUGAAAUUCUUAUGCACUGUCUUGUCUUUUUGUUGCACUCGGCCACACAGCUGUAUUGUGCUUCUGAAGAAGUGAUUGAUAUCAUAUUAGGAUCUGCUGAGUACCUCAAUGCAAUGCUAACAUCAUUUUAUUAUCAGUUCAAAGAAGGCAACCUGCAGUUGGAUCCAGAAAAGAUACAUGGGGUGCAACGGCGCUGGGCACUGCUUCAAAAAUUGGUAAUUGCUUCAAGUGGUGGUGAAGGCUCAGACUUCGCUUUAAAUGUCAACAAUCGAUUUCGAAGUGGUAGCUUGAUUCCACCAUCAGCAUGGCUGGAAAGAAUAUCUACGUUUUCUCACAGUUCUUAUCCUCUUGUUAGGUUUCUUGGCUGGAUGGCAGUGUCUCGUAAUGCAAAACAGUAUAUAAAGGAGCGGCUUUUCCUUGCUUCAGAUCUGUCACAACUGACCUGUAUACUGUCCAUUUUUGCUGAUGAGCUUGCAGCAGUAGAUAAUGUCAUCAAUCAAAAACAGGAAGAUGGGAAGAUUGAACAGAUGGGUGUCAAACAAAAUUCUCCAAUCCAUAGAGUGUUUGAAGUUUCUGACCAACAAUAUGGAGACCAAUCUUUUCAUGCUAUCUACCCUGAUCUCAGUAAGUUCUUUCCAAAUUUGAAAAAGCUAUUUGAAUCUUUUGGGGAGCACAUUUUGGAGGCUGUUGGAUUGCAGCUGCGAUGUUUAUCUUCCAGUGUUCUGCCUGAUAUCUUGUGUUGGUUUUCUGAUUUGUGCUCAUGGCAAUUUCUUGUAAACAACCAAAUUACUGCUCAAAAUGGUUGUGAUUAUUUGAAAGGUUAUGUUGCAAAGAAUGCCAAAGCUAUCAUUCUUUACAUACUUGAAGCCAUUGUUGUUGAGCACAUGGAUGCAAUGGUGCCGGAAAUGCCUAAAGUGGUGCAAGUAUUGGUGUCUCUUUGUAAAGCCUCAUACUGUGAUGUGCCAUUUCUGAGCUCUAUAAUGUGCCUCUUAAAGCCACUCAUAUCAUAUUCAUUAUGCAAGGUGUCUGAUGAGGAAAAAACACUGAUUGAUGAUUCGUGUCUUAAUUUUGAGUCACUAUGCUUUGAGGAUCUUUUAGUUGAUAUUGGACAGAAAAAUGAGAAUGGAAAUAUACCUGCAGAAAAAGGCUACAAUAGAGCAUUGACAAUUUUUGUUCUGGCUUCUGUCUUUGCUAAUUUAUCCUUUCAACAUAAAAGAGAAAUAUUAGAUUCCUUAACUUUGUGGGUUGAUUUUACUGCCUUUGAGCCAACCAAUUCUUUUCAUGACUACCUCUGCGCUUUUCAGACUGCUCUGGAUAGUUGCAAAGUUUUGUUAGUUCAGACUUUAAGAGUCUUUGGUGUUGUCCCACUUCAGUUGGCCCAGUUUUCUGGUAUCAACACAGGGUCACUUCCUGAUAAUGGCUCAGAGGUGUAUUCAUGGUUUCUCAGUGAAGUCUGCAAUAAUUCUUGUCCACCCAAGAAUUGUGAGAAGUUGGAAAGUAAUGACUUUGAUGGUGUAUCCUCAAAACAAAAUGGUUAUUAUUUAUCGACAGAAGAAAUAGAAGAUUUCUCUAAAGGCUUGGAGAAUAUUCUCACCAAGCUUAAUCCAACUAUUGAGCUAUGUUGGAAUCUUCAUCAUCGUUUGGCAAAGAAAUUGACUAUUACAUCGGCACAGUGUUUUAUAUACUCAAGAUGCUUAUCUUCAAUUGCGCCCCAAAUUCAAAAUGCUGAAGAGGAUACCAGUGAAAAUUCUUUCCCUUUUAAAUCAGUUGAGGACUUUCCAGUUCAUUGGAGGACCAGUCUAGAGGGUCUUGCUGAAAUCAUUGUGAAGCUCCAAGAAAACCAUUGCUGGGAAGUGGCAUCUCAAAUGCUUGAUUGUCUACUUGGAGUACCCUGUUGUUUUCGGCUGGACCAUGUAACUGAUACAAUUUGUUCCGUGAUAAAAAAUUUUUCAUGCAGUGCACCAAAAAUUGCUUGGCGCUUGCAAUCUGAUAAGUGGUUAUCAAUGUUAUUUGUGAGAGGUGUCCAUGGCCUUCAUGAGAGUGAUGGGCCUCUUACUGAUCUAUUUGUUACACUGCUGGGUCAUUCAGAACCUGAACAACGAUUUAUAGCUAUUAAGCACUUGGGUAGAUUGGUUGGCCAAGAUCUAAAUGGAGAAGCAAUUCUACAGUAUUCUACAUUUUGCAGUAACUUACUUUCACCAGGCUUAAGUCAUUCAGUUUCUGAGCCGUUUCUGUCGUUUCUGGUUUCAAGUACAUGGGAUCGGGUGGUUUUGCUGGCAUCAUCUGAUACAUUAUUACCUCUGAGAAUUCAUGCUAUGGCAGUUCUCAUAUGUUAUAUACCAUAUGCUGCUCAGCACCAGUUACAAUCAUUUCUUUCUGCAACUGAUAGUGUUCUUCAUAUUUUGGGAAAAAGUGCACAUCCAACAUGUGAGGGCCCACUACUACGGCUCUCAUUAGCACUUGUUGCUGGUGCCUGCCUGUACUCACAUGCUGAAGACAUUUCUUUGAUACCUCAAGAAGUUUGGAGAAAUAUUGAGGCCAUAGGAUUGUCUAAAACUGGAGGCCAUGUCGGUGAUUUGGAGAAAAAUGCUUGUGAAGUCUUGUGUAGAUUGAGAAAUGAAGGGGAUGAAGUGAAACAGGCUUUGAUAGAAGUUCUCUCUUCAAAUUCUUCAAAACAAGUUGACUCAGAAUUUGGGAGCACCCGUGAAGAAAUUCUUCAGGUCCUUGCCAAUUUAACUUCAGUUGAUUCAUACUUUGAGGUGUUCUCAAAAAAAAUUGAUGAAGAGGCAAUGGAACUUGAGGAGGCUGAAAUAGAAUUGGACAUUCUUCAAAAAGAAAAUCCAGUAAAAGAGUCAUCAAAAGACACCAAGGAAGAGAGGCAAAUUCCUUGGGUCACUGCUUCUGGGAAGCAUGAGAGCCGUCUUCAGGAGAUCAAGGAUUGCAUUCGUUCCUUAGAGAAGUCCAAACUUCAAGAUGAUGUUGUAGCCCGCAGGCAAAAGAAGCUACUCAUGAGACGUGCACGCCAGAAAUAUCUAGAAGAGGCUGCUUUUCGAGAAGAGGAACUCCUGCGAGAACUAGAUAGGGAAAGGACAGCUGAAGCAGAAAAAGAGAUUGAGAGACAGCGGUUGCUGGAGCUUGAGCGUGCAAAAACUAGGGAGCUUCGUCACAAUCUUGAUAUGGAGAAGGAGAGGCAAACACAGAGAGAACUUCAGCGUGAACUGGAGCAAGCUGAAUCUGGACUACGAUCAUCACGGCGUGACUUUUCUUCAGCCACUCAUAGCAGGCCUCGGGAAAGGUAUCGAGAGAGGGAAAAUGGAAGAUCCAGUAACGAAGGGAGUACAAGAACUAGUAGUGGCAGCUUGCAGGCUGAAAUUUCUACUACUAGUUCAUCUAUGAGUAUGCCAGCUGUUGUGUUGUCUGGGUCCCGAUCAUUUUCAGGCCAGCCACCAACCAUUCUUCAAUCCCGUGAUCGGACUGAUGAAUGUGGCAGCAGUUAUGAAGAAAAUUUUGAUGGAAGUAAGGACUCGGGCGAUACUGGUAGUGUGGGGGAUCCAGAUCUGAUUUCAGCAUUUGAUGGACAAUCUGGUGGAUUUGGGUCUGCUCAAAGGCAUGGGUCUAGAGGUAGCAAGUCAAGGCAAGUAAUGGAGCGGAGAGAAAGGGAUGGAAGACGGGAGGGAAAAUGGGAAAGAAAACAUUCAUGACCAUUUCCCUUUGAUGAGUUACAGGAUUAGGGAAAAUUGUAUUUAUGUGAAAAGUUCACUGUCAAAAGUUGGCGUUGAUCAUGCUUGACAGAAAAAGGUGUGAAUUUUAGUUGAAGGAUGAGAUGGUGAUUGAUGUUGUAGCAAUGAAGGAGAAAAAUCGAUGUGGGGAUACUUUUGUCGCUGUUUGUACCAUGAUAUUCUUAUUAUGUGAAACUUGUGUUGUUGCAA
Molecule: messenger RNA, 6747 nt
Organism: Hevea brasiliensis (rubber tree)
Lineage: Eukaryota; Viridiplantae; Streptophyta; Magnoliopsida; Malpighiales; Euphorbiaceae
Exons: 26
Coding region: 1-6519 (2172 amino acids)
Source: RefSeq, a predicted model, not a curated record